AUGGGGAGGAAGCUAGGAUUGGUUGCGACUUGGACGAGCCGCGAACCCUCCGCCGUCACCGGCCGGCAGCGCGCAAUCCGGUCCCUUGUUGGUGGUGCACCAGUUUGGAAGCUUGUGGCUGCUGCGCCCAAGCCGAACCCGAAGGUCGAGGAUGGUAUCUUGGGCACGUCCGGCGGGAUCGGUUUCACCAAGGAGAACGAGCUGUUCGUCGGCCGUGUCGCCAUGCUUGGCUUUGCCGCAUCGCUCCUUGGAGAGGCCAUCACCGGUAAAGGCAUCCUUGCCCAGCUGAACCUGGAGACGGGCAUCCCCAUCUAUGAGGCGGAGCCCCUGCUCCUCUUCUUCAUCCUCUUCACCCUCCUUGGCGCCAUUGGCGCUCUCGGGGACCGUGGUAGGUUCGUCGACGAGGAGGUCACCGGCCUGGACAAGGCCGUCAUCCAGCCCGGCAAGGGCUUCCGCGGCGCCCUCGGCCUCAGCAAGGGAGGGCCGCUGUUUGGGUUCACCAAGUCGAACGAGCUGUUCGUGGGACGGCUGGCUCAGCUGGGCGUGGCCUUCUCCAUCAUUGGCGAGAUCAUCACGGGGAAGGGCGCGCUGGCGCAGCUCAACAUCGAGACGGGGGGUGCCCAUCAACGAGAUCGAGCCACUCGCCAUCUUCAACGUCCUCUUCUUUUUCGUCGCCGCCAUCAACCCCGGCACCGGCAGGUUCAUCAUCGGCGAAGGCAAAGAAGAGUAGGCUGA
Miscanthus lutarioriparius is the source of this 735-nucleotide messenger RNA. NCBI's taxonomy places the organism in Eukaryota, Viridiplantae, Streptophyta, Magnoliopsida, Poales, Poaceae. The record is from the annotation of a GenBank genome assembly.